Heterotrigona itama is the source of this 3163-nucleotide messenger RNA. The record is from the annotation of a GenBank genome assembly. Lineage: Eukaryota; Metazoa; Arthropoda; Insecta; Hymenoptera; Apidae.
UUCAAGAGAAUUGGAAGAGUUUUAGAACGCAUUACUACAUUUAUCUAUACGUGAAGAUUCUUUGCUAAUUAUUUAUUGUGAAAAUUACACAGCAGGUAUAUUUAAUUUUACCGCAAUGCAAUAUAAUUAAAAGCUAUUGCCUUAGCGUAAUUUAGAGAAAGACCAAUUUUUCCAGUUAAGGAUAAAUUUUUAUGACUUUGUGUACAGCUCGAUUUAAGAGACCUCUUUCGAAAUGUAUACAAAACGCAGUUUUUGAAUUGUUCAACGGUUAAUAACACCAAGAAGCGUUUAUAUACAAUGUGAAAGUUAGUAAACUGUUCUGUAGAAAAAGGAAAUUAAUGUUUGAAUGAAAGAGUGAAGACGAUUAAACUGUAAAAAAGAAUUAUUUCACAAAAAUGAAUGACACACGUAAUAUGAAGAAAGAGAAAAAGCAACAUAUACAAGUCUUUGUCCGUGUCAGACCAAUAAAUAAUAGUGAGAAAGUAGGAAAAUCGAUAACAGUUGUUGAUAUACCAUCUAAUAAAGAGGUGGUUGUUCGUGAAAGACCUCAUGAUAAAUUUACAAAGAAAUUUACGUUUGACAAAGUAUUUGGACCUAAUUCGAAGCAGGAUAUAUGAAGAUCCAGCUAAAAAGGGUGCUGUAAUAGUGCAUGGAUUAGAAGAAAUAUCAAUACAUACUAAAAAUGAAGUAUUUAAUAUUCUUCAGAAAGGAUCUGAUAAACGACAGACUGCAGCUACUUUGAUGAAUGCACAUUCAAGUCGGUCCCAUACAAUAUUUUCUAUUACUAUUCAUAUAAGGGAGAAUACUAUUGAUGGUGAAGAGUUAUUGAAAACAGGGAAACUAAAUUUAGUUGAUUUGGCUGGCAGUGAGAAUGUUGGAAGGUCUGGUGCUGUUGAUAAAAGAGCAAGAGAAGCUGGCAAUAUCAAUCAGUCUCUAUUAACUUUAGGUCGAGUUAUAACAGCACUUGCAGAAAAAACUCCACAUGUGCCUUACAGAGAAUCUAAAUUGACGCGAUUACUUCAAGAAUCAUUAGGUGGACGGACUAGAACUUCAAUAAUCGCUACGGUAUCUCCUGCUAGUAUUAAUCUCGAGGAAACAUUGUCAACAUUAGAUUAUGCACAUCGUGCUAAAAAUAUCACGAAUCGCCCUGAGAUUAAUCAGAAAUUCUCUAAAAAGGCACUACUUCAAGAAUAUAUUGAAGAAAUUGAAAGAUUAAAGAAAGAUUUAAUAGCAUGUCGCGAACGAAAUGGUAUUUAUUUGACUCCAGAUAGUUACAAUGAAAUGCUAUCUUUAAUGGAAUUUCAAAGUAAAGAAAUAGAGGAAAAAUUAAGUCAUAUUAAAGCGCUCGAAGAAUGUAUGAAUUCUAAAGAGCAAAUAUUUAACGAAUUAAAAUCAAAAACUUUUGAACAAGCAAAUGAAUUAUCAAAUAUGAAAAAUCAAUUGCAAAAUACAGUAAAUGUUUUAAUGUCAACGUCAACACGCUUGAUAAUAUCGGAACAAGAAAAAGAGGAACAGAAGCAUCUUGUUGAGAAACAUGCACAUACUGAAAAUAUUCUUUUAUCACAAGUACAAUCAGUUUUAGAUGUUGCUGAUACUGCUACUUCAGAUGUAAAUAAACUUCAUGAAAAAAUUUUUCGUAAACUACAAAUAGGACAGCGAAAUAAAUCUGUUGCACAACAAUUUAAAGAUAAUAUUAAAGGACAAAUAAGUAGAAUUGAAGCUGAUGUUGCAUCACAUACUGAAAAUUUAAUUCAAUUCUGUACUUCUAUGAAGAAUCAUAUUGAUACGCAAAAUAUUUCAUUUAGUGAGGACAUUGAAAAGUCGAUACAAGUUAUGUCUCAGGAUCUCCUUAAUUUAGAACAAAAUAUAAUUCAUAAAUUGGAGAAAAAUAUAAAUGAUUCUUAUUUAAACUAUCAACAAUGGCUAGAAAGUGAGAAUAAAAAUGUUAUAACUAUGACUAAUGCAAAAAUUAGUAUGUUAAAUAAUAUUUCUUCUCAUAUUGUACAAAAAUUUGAUCAAUUAAUAGAAAAUAAACUAGCUGAAAGUUUACAAGCAUUAAACAGUGAAAUUUCUCAAAAUAUUGACAACUUGGUAGACUCUACGAAAGAAUCAAUAAUAUCAAUUUCUAAAUGUUUAACUGAAAAGCGGGAUUAUUUAAAUAAUAAUAUGUUAAAAAUUAAAGAAUAUGUUGAAAAUAUUCGACAAGAUCAAAAUGAUAUUAUUGAAAAACGGACAAAUUUUUUAAAGAUGAUGGAUGAUUUGCAACAUUGUUUCAAUGAAGUACAAAAAGAGGAAGAAGAAAAUCAUUUUACAGUAUACACUCUAUUAAACACUAUUGAUGAAACUUGUGAAGUUAUAAAUAAUCAAGUUUCGGAUACUUGCAGAAUAAAUAUAGAAAAGCAACACGAUUUACAAGAAAGAUUUAGAAAUGAUUUAGAUACAAUAAAAAAAGAAAUUGUUGAAGUAACAGAUGAGUCUCGAUUGUUACACGAAAAUGCAGUAGCACAAGCUAAAAUAUUAAUAAAUGAUUUCCAAGUAGAUUUGAAUAAAAAUUGUGAUACAUUAAUGAAUUUUAAAAAUUGCGUGGAACGUAAUAUUACGGAAAUGCAACAAAAAAUGGAAAAAGAUAAAAGUUUUAUUCUAUCAGCAAUUAAUGACGUAUAUGUGAAAGUUUAUACCACUAGUAAUAAACAUACAAAUUGCUUAAAUGAUUAUAAAAUCGCAUUUAUGAAUAUAUUUCUAGAAAUAAGUCAAAAGCUUGAAAACGAAAAUAUUAAUACACCAAAUAUGAAUAGUAAAAUUAUUUUAGAAAUACAAGAGAUACUUGAUCAAAUUGACAAAUUCUUUGCACAAGAUUUAUAUCGCGAUAGUCCAACAGGCUCAACUCCUGCAAAGAAAGAUUUUCGGUAUUCUAAAAAACUUGUUAAAACAUCUCCAUAUGAACGACUACUCAAAAGAUAUAGAGAAACUCUUAAAGAUAUCGAAGAUACAGAAAAUGAGCCUAUGCUAUUGCUGACCCAUAACACGCCAAAAAAGGAAACUGUGGAUACAAGUUGACAAGCAACCUUUAAAGGAAUUACAACAGCAUAUGUAUUAUGUGAAAAUAUACUGAAUAUGAAUUUUUAAAUUGUAUUUCAUAUAUAACAGUGCGACAAAAUAAAAU